This is a messenger RNA of Triplophysa dalaica, 2383 nucleotides long. RefSeq lists its product as uncharacterized. The transcript is spliced from 4 exons. Lineage: Eukaryota; Metazoa; Chordata; Actinopteri; Cypriniformes; Nemacheilidae. The coding region runs from base 303 to 1130 and encodes 275 amino acids. The record is from RefSeq and is a predicted model, not a curated record.
CCUGUGUAUAAUGUAAAUGCUAAUCCACGGAUAGCCCUGCACUAAAGAUUUUGUUGCACGACAUGCAGGCGAAGGUAUUUCUUCAGUGAACUGUAUUUAAAGUCUUGUAAUGCACGGGCAGCCAUGGAUUAUCAUGCUUAUACAAUGGUCAUCAAGUUGUAGCAUUUAUUUGAUUUAAUUAUUGAUAAAGAAUGGUGACCAAACUCAUUGGAACAUCCUGCCAGCCAAUCAGAAUUGAGUAUUCAGACUGACCAUGGUAUAUCUGGAUUAUUUUAUUAUUAUAUGCAAACGUUUGUGCCUUAAUGUUGUAUCUGUCUUUCUCCCAUUAUCAGGAAUUGGGUGAUAAGAGCUCUGGGACUGCGGACGAUUGCAGUUUUCAACCAUCUUCAUCAGAGAAUCAAAGUGUUAAUCCUUCAUCAGACAAAGAGAAAUGCCCCCAUGAAGUUCACUGUUCUGUUAUCUCCUGUUUGGAUUCUUGUGAAGAUUGCAGUGGACCUGUUUCUAGUCGAAGAUGGCUUGGCUUAACGUGCAAAUUAUGUUCAAGAUCAUGGCACAAAACCUGCUUCCUGAAAAAAGGUGGUGAAAUGCUUAAUGUCGAAUUGUCCUGUUCUGAAGACAUCAGCUCUGAUGAAGAAUAUACUCCUCAAUCCUCUGAUGACUUCAUUCCAGAUUCUAGACAAAAUAGUGAUAGUGGUGAAAGUCCACCAUAUUUUAAAACCACACCGGCUGUUGUAAAGUCUUCAAAGGUCGCAAAAAAUGUGCCAAAACCCACUUACUGUUCAUCCACUGAGCAAGAGAUGAUUAGUUCUGGUAAGGAUAUCACAUGUGAUGGUCAUGAUCCUACCACAAAAAGUAUUGUGAUGCUUCAGAGUCCUAAGAGUACACCAACAGUAUCUUCUGAUGAACGGUCAUCAAUUGACAAUGUGUCAAACCCCAAAGACACUAUUUCUACCCACAGUCAAAAAUUGCCCGUCACUUUCAAAAGCAUCAAGACACUGAAACAGAAAUCGCUGCUGCAUUCUCGCUCCCUAAACACUCCAAGGACCGAAAACGGUUACUUGAGAAGCUCCGAAACAGAGGCAACUACGAACAUAAUCGAGAGGUUAUGGAGAAUAAGAGUGGACCACUGAAAGUCAAAAGGCGCCCAGCGAGAUCAGAGAUUGAACUGAGUUCCAAAAAUGACUAAAUGUAAAUGUUAAUGUUAAUGGUCUUGAACUUUUGAUCAGCUGCUGAACAGUCUGUUUGAGUUUAAAUUAAAUUUCAGUAAAUUACCUACUCUUAGUUGUUUGUCUCCUGCUACUGUUUCUUGUUUGGCAUUUUGAAGCAUUUACAUUUACAUUUAGUCAUUUGGCAGAUGCUUUCAUCCAAAGCGACUUACAGUGCACUUAUUACAGGGACAAUCCCCCUGGAGCAACAUGGAAUAAAGUGUCUUGCUCCAGGACACACUGGUGGUGGCUGCUGGGAUCCAACCAGCAACCUUUGAUUUACCAGUUCAGUGGUUUAACCCACUAGACCACCCACUAGACCACCAUCUCACAUUAUCUCACAUGAAGCAGUACUUAGAACCUGGUUAUGAUCCACCGGUGAGAAAUGCGAAUACUUGUAAUGUUUCCCACCGUUCUUAAGAUAUUGUUCAGGAGAGUAUAUAAAUAUAUGUAUACCAUCUUAAAUCUGAAUAUAUAUAUAUAUUCAGAUUUAAGAUUGUCAGAAACUGAUUUUACAGUAGGUAGAGGAGGUAUAGUUGUGUCAUUGUUGACUCCAUGUGACCAUCAUUAAGAUUUUUCAUGUGGGACAUGUUUCUUAUUAUCAGAAACAAAGUAUUUGGGUUGUCAUGUUGGACUCAUCAUUUAGUUUUUCUUGAAUAAAGGAAACGAAAAAAGAAGGAUGAGGUUGACCCAGGUUGAGGCUGGAAGCUCCAAUGGUAUGCUUAAUGUAUAUUUAUAUAUACAUAUAUUCAGAUUUAAGAUGGUCAGAAACUGACUUAAAAUUAGAAACUGAAAUAUAUUGUUGCUUUUUUCAUAGGAAAAAUGCCCCCAGAUGAGGCUGUGAGCUCCACAUGUAUAUGCAUUCUUAAUAGAUUAAUUAGAUAAUGCAGAAUUAAUUGUUUUCAAAUGCAUUGAUGUUAACAACGAUUAUUAAAUGCUGAAAAACUAUAUUGCUCAUUCAUUUAAGCUUAUACAUUUACCAAUGAUAACAAAUACAAUCUUACUGUAAAGAGAAAGUAUGCAAAAAAGUAUUUUGAAAUAAUAAAGAACACCCAAAACUAAAACGUUUGAAGGGCAUAAUUGAAUACCUUUAAACGACAUUCCAAGAUAACUAAUUUUUUAUUUUGUUUUGCAGAGCCCAAAUCAAGGAGAGUUGUUAAAAGGCCAUGGAGCCAAAU